This is a messenger RNA of Clonostachys rhizophaga, 1587 nucleotides long. The record is from the annotation of a GenBank genome assembly. NCBI's taxonomy places the organism in Eukaryota, Fungi, Ascomycota, Sordariomycetes, Hypocreales, Bionectriaceae.
AUGGAGGAAAAGGGCGCCGCAAUGGCCGUGGCCGGCUCGACAGUCGACGGUAACGUGAAUCGUGAUGCCGGUGCCAGCAUGACCGAGAACGCGACCUCCUCUUCGGACACUCUGACUCCCGCCAACUUCAAAGACCCGCCGGUGAUCAACGAAAGGUCAGCCGAAGAAGGAGUGGAAAUCAAUGACGAGAACACUGUCUGGUGGACGGGCGACGACGACCCCGAGAAUCCUCACAACUGGCCUAUCUGGCGAAAAUACUCCAACAGCACCCUCAUCAGCCUCCUCACCCUCAUCACGCCCAUGGCGUCAAACAUUGCUACUCCUGUCAUGCCCGAUGUAAUGAAGUACUUCAACAAAGCUUCAAACGCGGAACUAUCAGCGUUCGUCGUGUCUGUCUACGUGCUCGGGUUCGCCUUCGGGCCACUCGUCUUCGCGCCCCUCAGUGAGCUGUAUGGCCGCCUGCCCGUUUACCAUGUCUGCAACAUCAUCUUCGUCAUAUUCACCUUGGCUUGCGCCAUGGCACCUACUCUCGACUCCCUCAUUGUGUUUCGAUUCUUCGCCGGAUGCUUCGGCGCUGCCCCCAUGACGAAUGGAGGAGGCAGCAUCGCGGACAUGUUCCCCCCCGAGGAGCGAGCCGUCAUAAUGGCUGUAUUCAGCAUUGGUCCACUGUUCGGUCCGGUCAUCGGUCCCGCUGUUGGGGGCGUGCUUGCUCAGAACAAGGGCUGGAGAUGGGUUUUCUGGCUCGUUGCCAUAUUGGGCGGCGCGGUCUCUGUUGCCAUGGUCCUGGUGUUGCGAGAGAGCUACGCGCCGGUCAUAUUGGGCCGGAGGACCAAAAGGCUGCGCAAGGAGACGGGGAACCAACAGCUCCGCUCGAAGCUUGACCAAGGUUUGACGAGCCGGCAGCUCUUCAAGCUGUCCAUCAUCCGUCCAAUGAAGCUGCUCGUCUUUUCCCCAAUUUGCACGGUCUUCGCCGUGUACGCCAUGGUUGUGUUCGGGUUCCAGUACCUCAUCGGUACGUCGAUACCAUUUGUGUUCAGAGACACGUACGGCUUUUCACCGAUCGAGACCGGCCUGAUGUUCGUGGGCGGAGGCGUCGGGUGUUUGGUCGGUAUGAUUUGGUUUGGCGUCGAUAGCGCCAUGGCAAUGAAGAGGACAAAGGAGCAGAAUACCGAGAGUGAGGCGGAACCGGAAGUCCGACUGAGACUGCUUCCGCCCGGAGCCAUCAUCUUACCUGCUGGAUUCUUUAUCUACGGAUGGACCACACACUUCCAGACACACUGGCUGGGUCCCCUAGCCGGACUGUUCAUCAAUGGCGUUGGAAGUAUCCUCAUCAUAAUGGUAAUAUCAGUUUACCUGGUUGAUGCCUAUGAUCGGUAUGCAGCUUCGGCACUUGCGGCGAACACGGUCAUGAGAUCCAUCGCGGGUGCGAUAAUUCCUCUCUGCGGGCUGAAAAUGUACAAACAGCUUGGGCUCGGCUGGGGAAACUCACUGCUUGGUUUCAUCGGCAUCGCUUCAAUUCCUAUUCUACUCAUUGUCCAGCGCCACGGAGCGAGAAUCAGGCAGAAGUUUGACGCCAGCACUCUCUAA